Molecule: messenger RNA, 1089 nt
Organism: Fusarium falciforme
Lineage: Eukaryota; Fungi; Ascomycota; Sordariomycetes; Hypocreales; Nectriaceae
Exons: 2
Coding region: 1-1089 (362 amino acids)
Biological process (GO): mitochondrial respiratory chain complex I assembly; biosynthetic process
Cellular component (GO): mitochondrion
Source: RefSeq, a predicted model, not a curated record
AUGUAUCGUCCACGGCUUCUGGGCCAGGGCCUUCGAGGCUUCGCCCAUGCCCGGACGAGUCGCCGAACCUACACUACCGAUGCCGACGUUGAAUCCGCAAGACGGUACUGCUAUACACAGCUACAAAAUAGCGACUAUGACGCCCAUCUCAUCCGCCGCUUCGUCCCCUCCCCCGUCCAAGACACAUACGCCGCCCUCCGAACCCUCAACCUCGAGCUUGUCCGCCUCCCCGAGCUCGUCUCUAACCCCACGAUCGGGACCCUGCGCAUGAAGUUCUGGCAGGAGUCCAUCGACAACACUUUCGCCGGCCAUCCUCCCCGCGAACCCAUCUGCAUCCUGCUGCACAAGAGUCUCCAAGACUUGGAGGCGCGCGCCGGGACCGCAACCAAAAAGUCCAUCAAGUUCUGGGUAUCGCGGCUGGUGAGGACGAGAGAGAAGCACAUGUCCAAUCGGCCGUUUGGGAGUUUGGCAAGCUUGGAGGAGUACGCCGAGAAUACAUACUCGACCUUGAUGUAUGCGACAUUAGCGUCUCUUCCAUUGCGCUCGAUGAAUGUCGACCACCUUGCGAGCCAUAUUGGAAAGGCAUGCGGCGUCGUGGCCGUUCUGCGUGGAAUUCCCGUCCUGGCAGCACCACCCCCUCCGGUGAAUACACCAUCCGGACAAGCUCCCCCCUCACGCGAACCGGCCCUACUUCUUCCGCUGGAUGCAAUGGCUCAGGCGGGGGUCAAGGAGGAGGAAGUCUUUCGACAAGGUCCCAAUGCGCCCGGCCUUCAAGACGCAGUCUUCCAGGUUGCUACGAGGGCCAAUGAUCAUCUGAUCACAGCGCGCGAGAUGCUCAAGAGGUUAAAGGCUGGCGAGGACCCAGGCCAUGAGUUUGAGCAUCACGGAGAGGGUGAACACUUUUACGAGGAGGAGAGUGACACAAUAAAGGAGAUACGCCAGGGCUUUGGCGUGCUUCUGGAGGCUAUACCAGCAGCUCAGUAUCUGGAAAGGCUAGAACAAGCUGAUUUCGAUCCGUUUGCGGUCAAGACGGCGGGGUGGAAGCUGCCUUGGAACAUAUGGCAGGCCUUGUCCAAGGAACGGAUCUAG